GCUGAAGAAGAAGCACUCCGGAACCUUUGGAAGUGGUGGUGUUGUGCAACACCGGUCAAUUGUACAGCGCUGGACACUAUUCAAAGGGAGAAGUUGUCAAAUCUGCACGAUGUUGUAGCUUAACAGAGAAGUUAUUUACUUUAUUGAAUCACGAUGUGGGUCGCCAGGCGGUUCUUAUCGUCGGUUGUUCAGCGGGCUCAGUAUGCAGGACAGUCCGGUUUAUUCCGCCGCCCUCACCACGGCUCUUUUCCUGAGCUGGAGCUGCGGUACCUUCAGUGCACAUGUUGCUGGCGAAGCCGGAUUCAAGUGGCAUGCUUUGAGACCCUGAACGCCACCCUCUCCUCCACUUGUGAGCCCUGCAAGGGGGGCAGCAACAAGUCUCUGGACGCCUGCUACACAUCCGAGCAGCGAGACGUCAUCCUCCAGCUUCUCAACAACGCCACAGCGUCAGAGCUGGCCGGUGUCAAGCUUCUGAGAGGGCGCAAAUGUCACAACAUUGUGGAGUACAGGACUAAAAACGGACCCUUUUCAACUCUGGAAAGUGUGGUGAAUGUUCCGCUGCUGAAGCAUAAAAGUGCUGUCAUAGUUUUCAACUCCAUCCUGAACCCGGUUAAGAAGGAGAGGAAAGUGAGGAUACAGCUGGCCAAGUUUAUCCGGCCAGAGAUUGACAGGUCCUGGUUGGAGGAUGCCAGUUCCAUAGUGUCUAUAGUGUGUGGGACUAAUAAAAUCGCCUGGGCACAUGUGGACUGCAGGAUGAUGGUACUGGACUGGCAAAAGCUGGAAUGUCCUAAUUUCCUUAAGGGAACCUAUAUGGCUUCUUCUUACUUGAAUGAUGUCUCUGCAGCUGUGGAAGUCCUCCCUUCAGCAGACUUCUACAUCAUAGAGAAAUCCUCUCUCUCAGUCCAGAACACAGCUCUGUUCCCUGUCAUGGCCCACAUGAGGGUUGUGGAGGCCAUGCUGUUCGCUCUACUGGAACCUAGAAACUCAGCACCUGAGUCCAAUGUUCCUCCCAGAGUUCUCAACAUGAUGCGCAUUGCUGUAGGACGCCACUUUGGACUGAUGGUGGGUGAGUGUCGGACCAGCGGGGCACAGACUGUGCGGCAAAUGAUGACUGAGUCGGUGACACACAAGCUUCCAAGAAUACAUUUUCCCCAAGAGCUGCUGGUUAAGUACAGGAACUCCUUCAAAAUGGAGAGCAGAGGAGGAGGGGAGGAACUCUGUGAUGCCCUGCUUCAGGCUGUGGCUUUUUAUGAGCUGCUUAGAGUGGACUCUUCUAGUUAGCCUCCACAUGGACCGAUUUCGUGCCCCGACGGCUUAAACAAACCUAAGUGGCAUUCUGAGCAGUAUUGAACUUAAACCCUAAAGAGAAUUGGUGGAAGUUGGUUUAAAGUAUUAAAUAUUCCUCAUGUUACAUCAAGGACUUAACAUUUUUUUUUAGUGAAACUGAGCACACUACUAUUGUUACUGUCAUUUUGGACACUUGCAUCAAGCAAUAGUUGUCUGCUACCAUCUCCUGUCUGAGGAUUUCUGCUCAUGUUCCUUUGUCUUAGACUUUAUUUAAUAAAAAGAAUCUUAGUUGCCUCAUCAGCAACCCAUGUCUGUACAUGAUCAAAUAUCUUUAAUACAUUAAAAUGGUGGCAAAAUAAUU
This is a messenger RNA of Monopterus albus (swamp eel), 1648 nucleotides long. RefSeq names its product transcription elongation factor, mitochondrial (gene tefm). Gene Ontology annotation, molecular function: nucleic acid binding; DNA polymerase processivity factor activity. Gene Ontology annotation, biological process: transcription elongation by mitochondrial RNA polymerase; mitochondrial transcription. Gene Ontology annotation, cellular component: mitochondrial nucleoid. NCBI's taxonomy places the organism in Eukaryota, Metazoa, Chordata, Actinopteri, Synbranchiformes, Synbranchidae. The transcript is spliced from 5 exons. The record is from RefSeq and is a predicted model, not a curated record. Bases 154 to 1281 code for a protein of 375 amino acids.